Messenger RNA from Fusarium coffeatum, 1737 nucleotides. RefSeq lists its product as uncharacterized. NCBI's taxonomy places the organism in Eukaryota, Fungi, Ascomycota, Sordariomycetes, Hypocreales, Nectriaceae. Bases 1 to 1737 code for a protein of 578 amino acids. The transcript has 4 exons. The record is from RefSeq and is a predicted model, not a curated record.
AUGAUUGAAUCCAAAAAUCCACUAUACAGACUCAACGGAACCGAGAGAGACCGUCUCACAGAAACGUUCAAACCUGGACCCUUGAGCAAUUUCUCUGAAAUGGCGGUAUUUGCACGGUAUAGCCACUGCGCGCUGCAGUCCUGCUCUGAUUCAAAGUACAAGGGAUGUCCAACAGAGUUAUGGGAAGGAAGGUUUCAGAACAUACCCUUCAAUCUGACGAGCGUGAAGGACCUCGGGAAAAUGAUGGGAGAAGAGUAUUGUGCAAAGGCUGAUCCUGGUAUUGACUAUGAUAUUGCUGGACCUGGUAUAAUCGUUGCAUAUCUGAUGCAGUUUGCCAUUGUGCUUUUCUUUGCGGCCAUCUUCAAAAUCACCAGGAGCUGGAUCCGCAAUGUUUCGCUUUCAUUCUUGAUACCCUUUGAGGGACCUGCCAAGGCCAUCAAAACUGCUUUACGAUGGCAGGAGUGGGUAAAGAAAAGCAGACUUGGAUUGGCAGCAGGGUCUACUCUUGUCGAUCUCCAAGAAGCACAAGCAGUCUUCCUAGCCCUCUAUUCUGCAGCAACCAUCGUCACCUUCUUCGGCUCUCCAUCUGCCGGCCUUGGUAACAUUACCUCGCUCCUCUCGUGGAUUACGAACAAUCUUGUCUUACGUGGCAUGGCGACGGCGGGUAUGUAUCCGCUGAUGUUCGUCCAGCUGAUUCUACAAAAGACGCGUGAUCGGCAUUGGUACACGCUUUUCCUGGUGGUUCUGAAUUGGAUCUUGAUAGUGGUCGUCACCCAGCCGCAGGUUGUCGACACCGCAUCACUGUACGGGCAUAUCAAGACGUCCAACGAUUUUCUUCGCUGUGGAGGUAAUGCUGGACCGAAGGCCUUUUGCCAGACGUUUAAUACUGGUAAUGCAAAGAUUACAGGGGAUUUUUCCGACAACGAGCUUUUCCCACAAGGUAAUCAAGGUCUCUCGCCUUUUGACUCUAAGGGCACGAAUACGGAUCCUCGUCCUGGAAGCGACAAUCCUUCGUAUCUUGACCGUGAUGCCAAGAGUUUCUUCCGGAUCAGUGCCAAUACCCAAGCGCCCAUUCAUGUGAUUAUGGCAUUUUUAAUACUUGAUUGGAUAAUAGCCAUAAUCAAAUUCCAGUAUCGCAAGCCGGACACCUGGUUAUCCCGCAGACUGGAAGUCUUACGGCAUGGCUUACCGUCAUCGCUUGAAAAGUUCUUCAGCAAGAGAUAUUUCUGGCCACUAACAGAAACACUCUGGAUAUCCAUGGAAGUCCUCGCGGUAGCAAUGGGCAUUAUUGGUGUCCAGGAGUUCUGUACAUUUCUAGGUGUCCUCCGCUCAGGAACAGAAGGCAAAGACAGCAGCGUACAUAUCUCAAACUGGAGCUUUGGGCAACUAAUCGCAGCAUGCGUUUGGUUCCCGGUAAUCCUCAAGUUUCUCAGCUUGAUCAUCGAUGGUGUUUUACCAGGUUUACAAAAACGCGCCGGAGAAUUGAUUGAGGUUACAUACCGUAAAGAUGAUGACAAGCGUGAUAGCGAUGUCGCGUUGGACAGACUUAUUCCUGGACGAUGGUACGACGUCCCGCUUGUACCCGACAGACCCGGCAUCCGAGGCAAGUCCCCAGUUCAAUCAAGCCAUUAUUACUCAACAACAGCAGAUCGCGAAAGCACCAAUGAUGCUAUCUUCAGCAUUUACUGGGCCGACAUAAUAUACAUAAUUCGCCGAGAAGGCUACGACUUGGCGUGA